CGAAUUUUAACCAAAAAUAUCCAUUACACCCAAUUUUUCCUCAAGACCUUUAUGCUGAGAUCAAGAAACACAAGCCAUCUGUACGAUUUGUUGAAGGUGAUGCAGCUCGCUUUUAUGAAGAAUUAUUGUCUAAACAAUGUGAAGAUCCUUGGUGGUUUGUGCUGUACAUGACUAAAAAAGCAAUACAAGGCCAAACACCUAAUGUAAUUAUAACUAAUGGGGACCCUGCCAUGGAACGUGCGAUUAUUAUUGAGUAUCCACUAGCACGUCACCUCCUUUGUAUUUGGCAUAUAAAAGAGAAUCUCAAAAAAGCACUUCGUAGAAAAUUGGGUAAUUUAUUUGCAGAUUUUUAUUCUGCAUUUUGGAAAUGCCAAAAUACUGAAACUCCUGAUGCUUUCAAUUAUUACUGA
This is a messenger RNA of Racocetra persica, 410 nucleotides long. The record is from the annotation of a GenBank genome assembly. Lineage: Eukaryota; Fungi; Glomeromycota; Glomeromycetes; Diversisporales; Gigasporaceae.